Molecule: messenger RNA, 2904 nt
Organism: Rhodofomes roseus
Lineage: Eukaryota; Fungi; Basidiomycota; Agaricomycetes; Polyporales; Fomitopsidaceae
Exons: 2
Coding region: 1-2904 (967 amino acids)
Source: RefSeq, a predicted model, not a curated record
AUGGAUUCGUUCAGAAUGGGCGGAGCACCCCCUUCCACGAAUAAUAGCGGUCCGAAGCCACGCCACGCGCGUUCUCACUCUCGUAAUGGCUCGGUUUCUGUCCCCCUCUCUUUCCCUACGCCAUCUGUGACGACAACCGAUGAGCCUCCUUCCCCUACUCGCACCUCGGUUUCCUCCAAGCGCAGCUCUCAUCAUCACCGCCGCUCUUCCGUGUCCACUCGUCGGGAGUCUGCCGACAUGAUGGGCGUUUCGCUGCCCACCAUUCCGCAAUCUGUCUCUGAAGAUAACAUCAAUCUCGGCGACAAAGACUCUGUCCGUCGGCGGGCAUUGUGGGCGUUGGAAGGCAAGACCGAUGUGGGAUCGUUCUCGAAGGUCGAGAUACCAGAAUUUGAUGCAGAUGAGACCAACAAGCGUCCGUUCGAGUUCCCCAGCAAGCCGUCGUUCCCACCUGCGCCAAGCAGCAAACGCGAGUCGUUUGGCAAAUUCAUGGCUUCUGUCUCCUCAAGUGAACAACUGGGCACGCUUGUAGAGGAGGAAGAGGAAGAAGAGGAGCAGGUCCCUGUGUCGGAGUCUCCCGUGGAAGUCACCGUCACCUCGCCGUCACCUGCACCCGCGAGGCGUCGGCCAGCAAGCCUCAACUUGCGCCCUCUGUCUCUUGCAGCUGGUAGCGUCGUGACUGGCGACCUCCCUACCCCGACGCUCACGCCGAGCCCCAGCGCACGCUCCGGCCUGCGUUCGUUGACCCUGGCUUCUAAGCGCCAGUCGCUGAACCUUCCGUCGUCGUCUUCGCCACUGUCAGGCGCCCCUACCCGCCGGCCGUCUCUCAACCUGGACCUGAACACGGAGCGCCAGCAGUCCUUUCGUGGCUCGCAGCUAUCGCGACGCUCUAGUAUCUCCUACGUUUGCUCAACGGACACACCUUCGCAAACCAUGAUUGGGCUGCCGACGCCCGAGAUGACGCCGACGAGCACAUCUUCGCGUACGCACGAGGACAUGGAGUCCUUUCUUGCGAGCCGGUCGACCCGGCCCCUCUCGACCAGCGAACAGCACUUUCUUUUUCAGGCCCAUGCCACGCUUGUGCAGCGCAUUUCGGACCUGGAGCGCGUCCUGUCCUCUCGCAACAGCAGGUCUUACUCGCGCCCCGUUUCCUAUGCCUCCGAUUCGUCCGCGGUGUCCGCCGUGAGCAGCGAGCCCAGUGACGAGAUGCUGUCCUUGAUUGCAGACCUGAAAGCGGAGCGCGAUGAGCUCAAGAAGGACGUCGAUGGCUGGCGCAUGCGCGUUAGCGACCUCGACAAGCAGAUCAGCCUGUACGCGAAGCGCAUCGAUGCUGAGCGCCGGGACGCGUGGGUCGCCCGCCAGCGUCUUGGCCUGUUAGAAAUGGAGAAGGCUGGGCUUGAAGAAUCCCUUCAGGCCAAGACUGCUGAUGCCAAGCAGGUAGUCGAAGAGCUUGAGCAAGUCAAGACGGAGAAGACCACUGCGGAGCAGGAGGUCGAGCGGCUGAAGGCGGAGCUAGAGCGCAUGUCCACCACGCAGAACGAGUGCGUACGUCUGCAGGGGGAGCUCGACGCGGAGAGGAAGAAGCGGGAGGAAGUUGAGAGGGAGCUGGAGCAUGCAGGCCUUAUGAACACCCCGCGGCCUUAUGAGGUCCCAGUGGCGAUGUCGCGGACCAUGAUGUUCGCCAGGAGCCGCGGCCUCGGUUUCCAGUCGAUCGAUUCGGAAAGCUCGCUCACCGAUGUUGAGUCGGUGGACACCCCGAGGGACAAGUUCGAUUUUGGGCUGAUGUCUGUGGCGGAGGAAGACGAGGAGACACUGUCUAGCAUGUCCGAGGAGGAUGAGCUCGCCCGGUUCGAGGACGAAGAGGAGGGCGACGCAGAGGCGUUUCCCCAAUCUCUGACCACGUCGUCGUUUGGUUCUCUGGCAGACGACAGUGAGCCGGCGCCUCAGCUAGACGACUCGCAGGUGCCUCAAUUGACGCGUUCUCCGUCAGCGACACCGUCGCCCCUGCCGAGUCCCACUCAGCAAACACACUCUCGCCACGCGUCCCUCUCCAAGGCCUGGACUUUCCCGUCGUCGGAGCCUGCUGUCGCGGUGUCUCGUGUCGACGAAAUUGACCACUUCUUCGGAUGCUUAGAGGAUGUUGACAACUCGCCUCCCAUGGACUCCCGCCUGCGUUCGCUGGAGAGCGGCAAGACGCUUUUCGCUCAGGCUCUGGCAGAGGCUGACGACGAAUUCCCGCCUUUCUUCAUCCCUGCUGACGUAGGUGUUGAGGUUGCGCCGGAGUCGCCCAAGCGCGAACUCGAUGUCGUCAUGGAGGAAGAUGAAGAGGAGGAUGAGGAAGAGGCUAAUGUUGAGGAUGAAUUUGUCGGUGAAGUCGACGAGGGUGGGAUCAAGUUCACGUUCACGAUCCCGCCUGAGUUCCGGGUUGUUCAAGAGCCGGAGCUCGCCCCUGCGCCGUCGACCCCUGCACAGAAAUCCUCGCCGGCCGCUCAGACACCUGCCGCUGAGGACGCCGACAGCUCCUUCACGUUCCCGCAAAUGCGGACGGCGAGUGCGUACCCCUCGCCAUCGUCAAUACCGCGUCUCGCGUCGGUCAAGAUGACUGGUACCCCGAAGUCGCCUGUGCUCUCUACGCGCAAUACCAACAUCCCGAGUCCAUUCCAGACUCCUCCGACGAAGCGUGGUGGAGCGUCGCCGACGUUCAUUCCUCAGCCGCGCGUUCAGGCGAGCUCCGCGCACAAGAGCCCGCCCCCUUCCGCCGGGAAGACUGCUUCUUUCAUCCCGCAGCCACGACGUGCCUCUCCGACAUCUGUCAAGCUCUCUGGCAUUCCCGUGAUGAGCCCUCUCAGUACGCCCCUCCCCAGCCUGAUGUCAGUCAUGCAUUCUGACGGGGUUCGCGUCUCGUAG